Guyanagaster necrorhizus is the source of this 1268-nucleotide messenger RNA. RefSeq lists its product as uncharacterized. NCBI's taxonomy places the organism in Eukaryota, Fungi, Basidiomycota, Agaricomycetes, Agaricales, Physalacriaceae. Bases 225 to 1268 code for a protein of 347 amino acids. Gene Ontology annotation, cellular component: plasma membrane. The record is from RefSeq and is a predicted model, not a curated record. Gene Ontology annotation, molecular function: fluoride transmembrane transporter activity. Gene Ontology annotation, biological process: fluoride transmembrane transport. The transcript has 6 exons.
GUCCUUUUGAAAUACCAAGGUCGCCACUGAGCGUCCCCAUCGUGCGCUGUACCUAAUGGACUGUUGAGCUUCGCUUUCUUCUGACAUUUUUUUUGUGCUACAUGCGGCGUAUUAUGAUAAAUAUUUAAAGACAAAUUUUGGAGCAUCUAAAGAAGCUGUAGAUUCCUCCCACGAUAAACUCUCCGAAGACCGGGCCGACUGCCGACUCUUUGCUUCUUACCAUCAUGGACGCUGGGCACAAGACACACAGAGAUUCAUCCCCGCAACCAUCUUCCAUUGCUUCAGUAGACCGCCCACCUGACAGCCAUGAGGGCAUCCCCCCUUCAAAAAUAUACCAUCCAUAUUCAAUCCAUAUCGUGGCGCUUCUCAUCCCAGCUUCGAUGUUUGGCCUCCUUGCGAGACUCGGAUUAGACGCCCUGGCGACAUAUGAUGGGCAGAGCAUCUAUCAAUUAGCAUAUGCACAGGCCGUGGGCUGCCUUGUAAUGGGCUUUGCCGUCCAUCUGAAGGCACCUUUUGGUCAAUUUUAUGGACCACUGUAUACUGCUGUUACCACUGGCUUCUGUGGCUCCCUGACGACCUUUUCCAGCUGGCAAGUCGACAUCUUCAAGUCAUGGCUCAACUCGCCAGACUACCAAAGAGGCCGCCUUCGAGAUUUUAUCGAUGGCCUCUGCAAGACUGUGUUUACGCUUUCCAUCUCCUUCGCCUCCCUUUCCUUCGGGUCCUCUAUCGCUCGCCUAUUAGCACCACAUCUCCCUAAGAUCCAUCCACCAAACAUGUUCAUCCGCUACACCAUUACCGUCAUAGGCUUCCUCACCUAUGCUGCCGCCUUCCCAUUGUAUUUCCGGCUUGAUCCCGAAUUCAGACAUCAAGCAACCUCAGCCCUGCUCUUCGCCUACCCCGGCGCUCUCUCCCGCUACGUUCUAUCCACGCAGCUAAACCCCUUACUGUCAUCCUUUCCCGUGGGCACCUUCACCGCAAAUUCGCUUGCAACAGCGUUCCUGGCCAUCUUUCAUGUUUUGCAAAGAAAGACACCGAACGUUUCGUGGUCUGCGUGCUCGACCCUGCAGGGCCUGUCUGAUGGGUAUUGUGGAUGUUUGUCAACCGUGAGUACCUUUGCGGUCGAGGUAAAGAUGUUGCGCCGGUGGGCCAACGUGCGCUAUGUCUUGGCUAGCUGGGUGACUGCUCAGCUGCUGUUGCUUGUUAUCAUCGGUCCUGCUUUGCUUUCAAAGAAUGUAUCGGAACAGACGAUGUGUUCCUUUGAUCCUUGA